AAGCGGCACGUACUGGAUGUGUCCGCGGCCGCUGUCGAGUAUAAGCUGGCUGUCGCGAGCCAGACUCAGUCACACACAUAGAGGCAGGUGUGUGUGGGUGUGUGUCCAGCAGCAGGUCGGACAAAUCCUGCAGCAUUUUGGAUUAUUUUAAAAAAUAAUUAUUUAUAGAUAUAUAUAUAUAACACCGCCAUUAUGUUGUGGACGGCAAGUCAAGUCUUCAGGAAAUUCUCCACCUCCUCCAAUUACUACCAGAAGAAGCUGAAGCUGGCUAUAAUCGGCCAGAGCCUGUUCGGCCAGGAGGUGUACAGCAACCUGAGGAAGCAGGGUCACAAGGUGGUUGGCGUGUUCACGGUGCCCGACAAGGACGGCAAGGCCGACCCCCUGGCGGUGGCCGCCGAGAAGGACGGGACGCCGGUGUUCAAGUUCCCGCGGUGGCGGCUCAAGGGGAAGCCCAUCCCGGAGGUGGUGGACGCCUACAAGGCGGUGGGCGCCGAGCUCAACGUCAUGCCCUUCUGCUCCCAGUUCAUCCCCAUGAACGUCAUCGACGAGCCCGAGCAUGGCUCCAUCAUCUACCACCCCUCCAUCCUGCCGCUGCACAGGGGAGCGUCUGCCAUCAACUGGACCCUGAUCCACGGCGAUAAAAAAGCUGGAUUAACAGUGUUCUGGGCCGACGCCGGCCUGGACACCGGGCCGGUCCUGCUGCAGAGGGAGUGUGCAGUGGAGCCCAACGACACCGUGGACGCCCUCUACAACCGCUUCCUCUUCCCAGAGGGCAUCAAGGCCAUGGUGGAGUCGGUGCAGCUCAUUGCUGACGGGAAGGCCCCUCGGAUCCCCCAGACGGAGGACGGAGCGAGCUACGAGGGCAUUCAGAAGAAGUCCAACUCCAAGGUCAACCUGGCCCAGCCGGCCAAGGCCAUCCACGACUGGAUCCGCGGCCACGACAAAGUUCCCGGAGCCUGGACUGUCGUCGACGGUCAGUCUGUGACCCUGUACGGCUCGUCCAUGCUGGGGGGGUCUGCGCCCGCCGGGCAGCCUCUGGAGAUCGAGGGGGCGUCCCAACCCGGCCUGGUCACCAAGAACGGCCUUGUGCUGUACGGAAGUGAUGGGAAAGCCCUCCUGGUGAAGAGCAUGCAGUUCGAAGACGGGAAGAUGAUCCCCGCCUCUAAAUACUUCUCCUCUGGGGAAAGCUCCAGCGUGGAGCUGACCGAUGAUGAAAAGAAGAUGGCGGAGGAGAUCAGGAACAUCUGGAAAGGCAUCCUCAGCAAUGUCCCGGCCGUCGAGGACGCCACAGACUUCUUCAAGUGCGGAGCCGCCUCCAUGGAUGUCGUCAGGCUGGUGGAGGAGGUGAAGCAGAAGUGCGCCGGCAUCCAGCUGCAGAGCGAGGACGUGUACAUGGCCACCACCUUCCAGGACUUCAUCCAGAUGUUCGUCCGCAAGCUGAGAGGCGAGGACCAGGAGGAGGAGCUGGUCAUCGCAUACGCAACGAAAGAAGUGAACAACAUGACGCUAAAGAUGCCGACCCAGUGCUUCAUCAACGGAAGGUUUGAGGACGCCGAAGACGGAAAAGUCUACAACACCAUCAACCCCACGGACGGAUCAGUGAUCUGCAAGGUGUCCUACGCCUCGGUGGGCGAUGUGGACCGGGCGGUGGCGGCCGCCAAAGAAGCCUUUGACAGUGGCCCGUGGGGCCGCAUGAACCCCAGAGACAGAGGGAGUCUGCUCUACAAGCUGGCAGACCUGAUGGAGGAGCACCAGGAGGAGCUGGCCACCAUCGAGACCAUAGACUCUGGAGCUGUGUACACGCUGGCCCUCAAGACCCACGUGGGCAUGUCUAUCCAGACCUUCCGAUACUUUGCCGGCUGGUGCGACAAGAUCCACGGCAAGACGAUCCCCAUCAACCAGGCCAGGCCCAAUCGCAACCUGACCUUCACCCGGAGAGAGCCUCUAGGUGUGUGUGCCAUCAUCAUCCCGUGGAACUACCCGCUCAUGAUGCUGGCGUGGAAGAGCGCCGCCUGCCUCGCCGCGGGAAACACGCUCGUUCUUAAACCCGCGCAGGUCACCCCGUUGACUGCGCUAAAGUUCGCCGAGCUGUCGGUGAAAGCCGGCAUUCCCAAAGGAGUCGUGAACAUUUUGCCGGGCUCAGGUGGAAUGGUGGGUCAGCGUCUGUCCGACCACCCGGACAUCCGCAAGCUGGGCUUCACGGGCUCCACGCCGAUCGGCAAACAGAUCAUGAAGAGCUGUGCGCUCAGCAACCUGAAGAAGGUUUCCCUGGAGCUGGGGGGGAAGUCGCCCCUCAUCAUCUUCGCUGACUGCGACAUGGACAAGGCAGUUCGCAUGGGAAUGAGCUCCGUGUACUUCAACAAGGGGGAGAACUGCAUCGCCGCCGGACGUCUGUUCGUGGAGGAGUCCGUUCAUGAUGACUUCAUCAGCCGAGUGUUGAAAGAGCUGAAGAAAAUGAAGAUUGGAGAUCCAUUGGAUCGCUCCACGGACCAUGGACCGCAGAACCACAAAGCCCACCUGGUCAAGCUGCUGGAGUACUGCGAGGUCGGCCUGAAGGAGGGAGCGACGCUGGUGUACGGCGGGAAGCAAGUGGACAGGCCAGGUUUUUUCAUGGAGCCCACGGUGUUCACUAACGUAGAAGACCACAUGUUCCUCGCCAAAGAAGAGUCCUUCGGCCCCAUCAUGGUGGUGUCCAAAUUCAAAGAUGGCGACGUGGACGGCGUGCUGCGAAGAGCCAACGACACCGAGUACGCCCUGGCCUCGGGCGUGUUCACCCGCGACAUCAACAAGGCCAUGUACGUGAGCGAGCGGCUGGACGCCGGCACGGUGUUCGUCAACACCUACAACAAGACCGACGUGGCGGCGCCUUUCGGGGGCUUCAAACAGUCUGGCUUCGGCAAAGACCUUGGAGAAGAUGCUCUCUUGGAAUACCUCAAGACCAAAGUAGUGACUGUGGAGUACUGAGGCCCGGACCCUCCCAACGAACUCUGACCGACAUCUGAACAGGAAGGGAUUUGUGUACGUGUGUGCGCUGUGUGAAUGUAUGUAUGUGUGUGUGUUUGAUGGAUGAGAGCCACAGUUUGGACCACGUGCCUGUUUUUUUUCUUGGCUUUCCAUGUCAACAAAAAAAUAUAUAUGUAUUUAUAUAUAAUAAUAAUCACAUCAUGGCCAGCGGACACAUGUGGUUUACACCCGUCUGUGUAUUCUACACAUAGACCCCUGGUGCAGGCCGAGCUGGUUCUAACCAUUGUCAAGGUUUCGGUUCCAUAAGAGUGUUUUACGUUAAAACACAAUUUUUCAACCUGAAUCCUGCUUUCCCGUUGUCAUCAAUAAUGCCGAUCCGUUUUGUUAAAAAAAAAUUAGGAAAUCAUCUGAAAUCCGGCCUUUCUCAUUCACAUCAUUACUUUCACGUCUUUGUUUCUUCUUGAACAGCAUUUGUUCAGUUCGUACCCGAAAAUCAUUGAUUGACAUCAUGGAAAAACAGGAUUUGGGUCAAAAAGUCAAGAGUUAAAUUUGAAUCGUUAAUCCACAUAAAAGCAGUUCUUUUUUUUAUUUAAAGGUUUUGAUACCGCAUUAUGGUUUUUGUGUUGUGAUUUUGUGGUCUAAUUCUAACUGUAGUUAGUCAUUUUAAGCCCAGCUGUGAUGUUCCUAAACCUAACUCAGAAGUUUUGUUGCUGAAACCGUACUUUGGUUUUUAAAUGAAAUGUUGUCCCGAAAAGGUCAAAGGUGUUCCGAAUGACAUGAUAGGAUAAAAACCAAUAGAUUGCAUUUCAUGACUAUUUUGCAGUGUUGACAGUUGUCAUCAUCAGAUCAUUGUUCAAUAUUCAAUGCAAUCAAAAGCAAGGGAAGAAUCCAUUCGGUCAAAGAGCGUCUUAAAGGUACAGUGUUUAGGAUUUAAUGGCCUCUAGUGAUGAGGUUGCAGACUGCCACUCACCCUUUCCUUUCUGUGUCAGAACUACAGUGACCCUCAGGUACGUUCUGAAGAGGACCUGCUUCCUAUGUAGCUAUGAAGAGCUCAUGCUAAGCUAACGAAACCGCGAUUCUUAGUUUCAGGUGAUUUCACCUGAAUGAAAAGUUAUGUUUCUGCUGAUAGAUCCCCUUUAACGUUACACCUCGACAUCACUGCAUCAAGGUGAGAAGCUUAACCUCUGGAUGUCAGAAAGGUGUUCAGGGGGUGUUGCUGUCUAAUGUUUCAAUAGACUAUUUUUAAGCUAAAGCAUGAACUUUCACAAACACAUUAAAAACAAACUGGUGGAGGACAGAAGGGAUUGUUGACGCUCUUUAAUCCUUUAUUGAUUAAUUAAAGUCUUAAUGAGGACAGCCUCCUCGUUAGGUAGAUUGUACCUAUGUAGGAAUUGAUGCUGUUAGGAAUGGGUUCCUUUUAUUUGAAGUCUGAACUUUGGGUCAGAAAUAUUCUUCAUCAGUAUUACAUUGCCAUGACAUCAAGCUAUUUUCUUCUUCUCCCCUCUCAAAAACUCCAGAUGUUUAAAUCAUAUCUGCUCCCUCGUCACUUUAGACAUUCAUUCUCUUCCCUUUUGGUAAAUUUGACUUUUUUCUUUUUGUAAAUCUUUAUUUUAUUUUAUGGAGGGCAAAUGAUUUGAUAUAUAUUCUGUCAGACAGACGAAGACUGUGUUAAACUACAUUAUAUUAGUUAAAGACACAGCAGCUACAUGUUUAAAAAAAAAAGGGAUCAUCUACAGCAACAUGGCUGUUUAUUAAAUACAUCUAUAAUAUUUAAAAAUAUUUCGUAUUGCUUCCACAACUGAAGUGUCCUUGCUGUGUACUCGGGUCAGAACUGCAUCCAGUAGCAGGUCUGUUAUUCAGGGCGGCGGUCUAAUAUCCUCAUAAAGCUGUAAAUCUGACCAUCAGAAUUGAGUAUUCAACAAAGCUGUGUAAUAAGCAUCUGUGAAGAAGUUGUGAAAUUAGUUUUUUUCUUUUUCUUUUCUGUGCCACAUUAUCAGUAGAGGCAGCAAGGGCUAAGAAGCUUUUUGGUUUUGUUUCCUCAACUUUUGUGAAAGAGGAUCUGUCCCUCAAUGAACAGCAUGUCUUCAGCCAGUAACGUCAUACAUAAAUAAAGUUUGAUUUGAAUUUGA
Pseudoliparis swirei is the source of this 5093-nucleotide messenger RNA. It is a transcript of the gene aldh1l2, whose product is annotated as aldehyde dehydrogenase 1 family, member L2. The transcript has 23 exons. Bases 193 to 2964 code for a protein of 923 amino acids. Gene Ontology annotation, molecular function: aldehyde dehydrogenase (NAD+) activity; formyltetrahydrofolate dehydrogenase activity. Lineage: Eukaryota; Metazoa; Chordata; Actinopteri; Perciformes; Liparidae. Gene Ontology annotation, cellular component: cytoplasm. The record is from RefSeq and is a predicted model, not a curated record. Gene Ontology annotation, biological process: biosynthetic process; one-carbon metabolic process; 10-formyltetrahydrofolate catabolic process.